AUGGCGUCUAUGAUCUUGCCUAGCAUCAAGUGUUCGGAUUGCGGCUGCAAUGUCGAGAUCUCGGCCCUGGGGGAUCAUGUCUGCGUGCAGACGGGUUAUCCCCCUGCGCUCCCAUCACCUCCUCCCUCUGCUGGGCUAGAGUCACCCGGACUAUCGAAACAGAGAGGGCCUCCUCCGCGGAUUGAUCCUUCGGUUGCCAAUCAAGCAUUUCUGCAGCCGAAUGUGCCUACGCCCGCCAGCAUUGUCGGUCUAUCGCCCAUGUCAGUCAGCCCGGCACCGAAAUCUCCAAUGCCGCGCAGCCCGGCCGAUAACAACGCCGUGAUUGAGUUGGAUUCAGUCUUCUCGUUUCCAAUGCCGGGCAACAGGUCACCGACUCAUGUGCGGACACCCAGUCCAAUGACUGGAGGUGUGGCCAAAUCACUCCCACUCAUUCCGCUCACGACCUUCGGCCUGGGCAUGGUGCCGGAGAACAUCCAGCUGCCUCCCAGCCCACUUCCACCACAGUCACCAGCCUCGGAGCCAGCCCCAGAGCCAGCCCCAGAACCAAAGCAUUCAAGGGGGGAGUCGGUGGCUAGCCGCAGCAGCUACGGAUCGUCUUUUGCCAGCAGUCGCUAUGGUGACUCGACUGCGCGAUCAUCUACAAAUAGCUUUACUCGGGGCUUCAGAACUUUUAUGGACGACACACCGCCAGUACCGCCAGCUCCUCUUCGCACUCCACACAAGAACUCUUUCUCGCGCGAUUCAAACAUGUCCGUUGUUUCAUCCCGGGUUUCAUCGCGAAGUGAUCGAGAGGAGAUCCACGGCGGGUUCGACUUUGGCAUUCCGACAGAUCAGACCUCGACACUACACGAACUACCGGAAGAGUCCCCCUCCGACGAACAAAAGGACCAACACGACUACGAAUUCCAGUCCUCGACGCAGAACCAUCUGCACCCGGCGGCAGCAGCCGAGCCGGGUAGUGAUGCCCCUAGAAAAAACUCCGACGCAAGCACAGCCAGUGCGUUGUCCGUGACGAGCUUUGCUCGUGCUCUUGGUCUGGAGGACCAGAUGAAUCAUGACGGCUCGACCUCGUCGGAUUCCUCUCCGUCAGACGCCCGAAGUGGUAGUUCCAUGUCCAGCCUUCCAUCCGAUGCCAGCUUGAACCGACACAAGCCAAUUGAUCCUCUCAACCUCGGACCAUUGGUCGAGGAAUUACCUGCACGAACCCGACAGACCAUCUUGGAGAUCCCUGGCCGUCAACGCAGUCCUAUGGAGGAUGUCCCUACCAUUCCUGCCGCGUACUUCAGUCCAGAUUCGCCUACCGAUCCUGCCAUCGGCCAAGGAGGUUUGUCCUUGAUCGCAUCCAAGGCAGAGGUGAUCCCAACCCCAACUGGUCUAACACCGACAACCCAAUCAAGAGAACCUUCUCCCAUGCCACCACCUCAGCGAUCUUUCACAGCCCCGAUCCCCGGGCCACCGACUCGAUCGCCGACAAGUCGAUCAGCGGGUCGCUCAAAAGGAACCUGCAAGGGAUGUAACGAGGUCAUCACAGGAAAAUCGAUAUCCUCUUCUGACGGUCGUUUAACUGGUCGCUACCAUCGUGGUUGCUUCGUCUGCUUCGAGUGUCACUCACCUUUCCAGACUGCCGAUUUCUACGUUCUCAACAACCGUCCGUUCUGCGCACAACACUACCACGAGCGCAACGGUUCACUUUGCGCCGGCUGUCAUACCGGUAUCGAGGGUCACUACCUAGAGACCGUCGAGCGGAACCCUGCACGACCAGAUCGUCGUCGAUUCCACACCGAGUGUCUGCAGUGUCGCACGUGUCACAUCCUCCUCAAGGGCGACUAUUUUGAGUGGAAUGGCGAAGUCUACUGCGAACGCGACGCUCGUCGUGCCGCUGGCUACCAUCAACCACAUGGUCCCCCCGGCCCUCCUGGUCCUGGUGGACGUGCUGGCCGCUCUCGUCCUACUCUCGGAUCAUCUCCAUUGUCUCAGUCUCGUGAAUUCCCUCCGAGCGGAUACCCUUCGCCCAUGCCAGGACAGGGGCUGCGUCCCGGUGCGCGUCUCACCCCUGGCGGUGGAGGGCGUUUCCCCGAACGACGAACCACCCGGCUCAUGAUGAUCUGA
Molecule: messenger RNA, 2109 nt
Organism: Penicillium nucicola
Lineage: Eukaryota; Fungi; Ascomycota; Eurotiomycetes; Eurotiales; Aspergillaceae
Product: LIM domain-containing protein
Exons: 3
Coding region: 1-2109 (702 amino acids)
Source: RefSeq, a predicted model, not a curated record